Molecule: messenger RNA, 1445 nt
Organism: Lolium rigidum
Lineage: Eukaryota; Viridiplantae; Streptophyta; Magnoliopsida; Poales; Poaceae
Product: lipoyl synthase, mitochondrial
Exons: 4
Coding region: 16-1176 (386 amino acids)
Biological process (GO): lipoate biosynthetic process
Cellular component (GO): mitochondrion
Molecular function (GO): lipoate synthase activity; 4 iron, 4 sulfur cluster binding
Source: RefSeq, a predicted model, not a curated record
CAACCCGCCUCCGCCAUGCACGGCCGCCGCCGCCUCGCCGCCGCCCUGGCGAGGACCCUAUCCCAGGCCCUCGCCCGCUCCCGCGCCAUCUCCUCCACCCCGUCCCUCCUCCAAACCCUCGACCCGACCCCGCAGUCGCCUCCCGCGCCCGCGGCGGGGCGGCUCGCGGAGAUGCGGCGGCGGCUGCAGGCGGAGACGCCGUCGCUGGGGGACUUCGCGUACUCGGUGGAGGUGGGCACGCGGAAGAAGCCGCUGCCCAAGCCCAAGUGGAUGAAGGAGACCAUCCCCGGCGGGGCCAAGUACGCCGCCAUCAAGGCCAAGCUGCGGGAGCUCAAGCUGCACACCGUCUGCGAGGAGGCGCGCUGCCCCAACCUCGGCGAGUGCUGGUCCGGCGGCGAGACCGGCACCGCCACUGCCACCAUCAUGAUCCUCGGCGACACCUGCACGCGCGGAUGCAGAUUUUGCAAUGUCAAGACAUCAAGAACGCCUCCUCCACCAGAUCCUGAUGAACCUUCCAAUGUUGCGCAAGCUAUUGCCUCAUGGGGCCUUGAAUAUAUAGUCAUUACAAGUGUGGACCGUGAUGAUUUACCUGAUCAGGGGAGUGGCCAUUUUGCUGAAACAGUACAGAGGCUGAAGACUUUGAAGCCGGAUAUGCUAAUUGAAGCGCUCGUACCUGAUUUCCGUGGAGAUCGAAGCUGUGUAGAGAAGGUUGCAACGUCUGGGUUGCAUGUUUUCGCACACAAUAUUGAAACGGUGGAAGAGCUUCAGAGAGAUGUGCGAGAUCACCGUGCGAAUUUUAAGCAAUCAAUAGAUGUUCUAAAAAUGGCAAAGGAGUAUGCCCCUGCUGGCACCCUCACAAAGACAUCAGUCAUGCUGGGUUGUGGGGAGACCCCUGAUCAGGUUAUAAGCACAAUGGAAAAGGUGAGAGCUGCUGGCGUUGAUGUUAUUACAUUUGGUCAGUACAUGAGGCCGUCAAAGCGUCAUAUGCCGGUGUCUGAGUAUGUUACACCCGAAGCCUUCGAGAAUUACCGAGCCCUUGGGGUUGAAAUGGGAUUCCGAUAUGUUGCAUCUGGCCCAAUGGUUCGGUCCUCAUACAAAGCCGGCGAAUUCUACAUUAAAGCUAUGAUUGAAGAUGACAGAGUAAAAUCAGGUGCUGUUGCCGACUCAAGUUCAUAGUUGACAUACCUCCAUUCCUUGACAUGGCUACGUUGCAAAUAAGAUGUUCUAAUCGGAGAAACAUGUUUAUUUUUUUACAUCUUGUCAAUGUCAUUCUUUUCGAAAGAAUAAAUGUAUCUGCUCCUUUACUUGUACCAUCACUACAUUUCUCCAUACCCUCCUUUGUAUGUGGCCAAAAUCAUUCAUUGUAACAGUAGCAGGCAUAGAUUCCGUCAAUGUACCUACUGAAUGUUUGAGGCCAUUAUGACGCCUCAUCUGCUGUGCUUGUA